Molecule: messenger RNA, 1539 nt
Organism: Cajanus cajan (pigeon pea)
Lineage: Eukaryota; Viridiplantae; Streptophyta; Magnoliopsida; Fabales; Fabaceae
Product: UPF0481 protein At3g47200
Source: RefSeq, a predicted model, not a curated record
AUUAAUUACUAUUUGUAUAUAUGUGAUGAUUCAAGAGAGAACAUCCUAGAGGCAUCAAAGCUAAUAGGCAAACAUGGAACAAGAAACAAAGUGGGUGAUCCAAAUCAAUGAGGAGCUCAAGAGUAUUAAUGGUGGUACUUGGGAACAUGAGAAGGAACAAUUAUGGAAGAGGCAUUGCAUAUACAAGAUACCCCCACGUGUCACUGCGUUGAACAAAAAGGCCUACAAACCCCAAGCGGUGUCGUUUGGUCCCUACCAUCACGGAGAGGAGCAUUUGAAGGAAAUGGAAGAUCACAAGCAUCGGGCUCUGAUCCAUUUUCUCAAGAGGUGCAAAAAGCCCAUCGAGGUGUUCUACCAUUGCAUGAAUGAAGUGGUUGAAGAGUUGAGAGACUCGUACAAUCCACUAGACCCAAUUUGGAUGCAGGACACGCCGAGGUUCGUGCAAAUGAUGAUUCUUGAUGGGUGUUUCAUGUUGGAGGUUUUAAGAGGCAGUGAUACUACUGCUCCCAAUCACUAUGCUGACAACGAUCCUGUCUUUGGCGAACACGGGAAACUCUACGUGGUGCCAUAUAUCAAACGUGACAUGCUUAUGCUUGAGAAUCAGAUACCCUUGAUGGUUCUUCGUAUAUUGAUCCAGGUUGAGACCGACACAACCCAGGGAGACGAGUUGUUGAUGGAACAAAUCCUCAAGUUCUUCAGCCCAGGCACAGUCGAAACAGGAAAGAUGGAGGUGAAAUGCAUGCACGUACUGGACGUAUACAGAAAAACCCUAAUUCAGCAAGGACCGACGCACCGAACGCGCGUGUCGAAAGCGAGCCGCAGAAAACUAUGGUGGGGCUCAUGGGAGCAGGAGGGGGAGAUAAUCCGGUCGGCGACGGAGCUCCAGGACGCCGGAGUCCAGUUCAAGAAGAGCCGGAGCCAAAGCCUGAGCGACGUGUCGUUCAUGAAGGGCGUGCUGAGGCUGCCAACCCUAGUGGUGGACGACACGACGGAGUACAUGUUCCUGAACAUGAUGGCCUUCGAGCGGCUCCACGGCGGCGCGGGGAACGAGGUGAGCGCGUACGUGUUCUUCAUGGACACGAUGAUCGACAGCGAGAUGGACGUGGCGGUGCUGCAUCGGACGGGGAUCGUGGUGAAUGCUCUGGGGAGCGAGAAGGCGGUGGCGCAGCUGUUCAACUCGCUGUCUCGGGACGUUGCGGUGGAUGGAGAAGGCGUGUUGGAUGUGGUGAGGAUGAGUGUCAGUAACUAUUGCAAGCAACCCUGGAACCUCUGGCGUGCCAAUCUUAUUCAUACUUACUUUAGGAACCCUUGGGCUCUUGUUUCUCUCGUUGCUGCUCUUUUUCUUUUUGCGCUUACCAUUCUUCAGACCUUUUUCACUAUUGCGCAGUAUUAUCAGCCUCCUGAUCAUUCCUCUCCCUUUAUCAUACCUUCUCCAAGGCCAUGGCAUCGUCCAUGAUUCAUUUUUUAUGCUUCUCUAUAUCUCCCUACUUCCACCAUUACUAUUCUCAUGAUUCAUCUUCAAUUUAAUAACAAAUAUUA